UUUUUCUCUGCUUUCUUUAAUGGCGGCCCGAAGGAUCUCAUCACUUCUCUCUCGCUCAUUCACCUCUUCAUCGGUUGCUUUUGUUUCUCGAGGGAAGAACUCUUACCUAGGCACAGGAACUUGUAACUAUAGCACAGCUGCUGCUAUUGAUGAGCCAAUCAAGCCACCAGUCAGUGUAGAUCAUAAUCAGCUUCUUAUAAAUGGACAGUUUGUGGACGCAGCAUCCGGAAAAACUUUUCCAACUUUGGACCCUAGGACAGGGGAGGUGAUUGCUCAUGUUGCCGAAGGUGAUGUAGAAGACAUCAAUCGAGCAGUUGCUGCAGCUCGCAAAGCUUUUGAUGAAGGACCAUGGCCAAAAAUGACUGCUUAUGAAAGAUCAAGGAUAAUGUUGCGCUUUGCAGACUUGGUUGAGAAGCAUAAUGAUGAAAUUGCAGCACUUGAGACUUGGGACAAUGGGAAGCCAUACGAACAAUCCGCUAGUAUUGAAGUACCAAUGUUUGUACGCCUAAUGCGAUAUUAUGCUGGUUGGGCAGAUAAAAUUCAUGGUCUCACCCUUCCUGCUGAUGGACCGUAUCAUGUGCAAACUUUGCAUGAACCAAUUGGUGUUGCCGGCCUGAUUAUCCCGUGGAAUUUUCCUCUUCUCAUAUAUGCUUGGAAAGUUGGGCCUGCCCUAGCCUGUGGUAACACUGUUGUUCUGAAGACAGCAGAACGGACGCCACUGUCUGCUCUAUAUGUAUCAAAGCUAUUCCAUGAGGCGGGGCUUCCUUCUGGCGUUUUGAAUGUGGUUUCUGGCUUUGGUCCCACUGCUGGGGCAGCUCUUUGCAGUCAUAUGGAUGUGGACAAGCUUGCUUUUACUGGAUCAACAGAGACUGGAAAAAUUGUACUUCAAUUGUCUGCUCAAAGUAAUCUUAAGCCAGUGACUUUGGAACUUGGUGGGAAAUCCCCUUUCAUUGUAUGUGAGGAUGCUGAUGUAGAUAAGGCUGUUGAGCUGGCACACUUUGCUCUAUUCUUUAACCAGGGACAAUGCUGCUGUGCUGGCUCUCGCACAUUUGUUCACGAACGUGUAUAUGAUGAAUUUGUAGAAAAAGCAAAGGCACGGGCCAUGCAACGGGCUGUUGGUGAUCCAUUCAAGCAGGGAAUUGAACAAGGUCCUCAGGUUGACUCUGAUCAAUUUGAGAAGAUUCUGAAGUACAUAAGAUCUGGUAUUGAGAGCGGAGCUAAUCUUGAAACCGGAGGUGAGCAACUAGGCGGUAAGGGCUACUAUAUUAAGCCCACUGUUUUCUCUAAUGUUCAGGAUGACAUGUUGAUUGCAAAGGAUGAGAUCUUUGGUCCAGUGCAGUCAAUCUUGAAGUACAAGGAUCUUGAUGAAGUGAUACGAAGGGCAAAUGCCUCGCCCUAUGGACUGGCCGCAGGGGUUUUUACCCAGAACAUCGACACAGCCAACACUUUGAUGCGAGCAUUGAAAGUUGGGACAGUAUGGAUUAAUUGCUUCGAUACUUUUGAUGCUGCAAUUCCUUUUGGUGGGUACAAGAUGAGUGGGCAGGGCAGAGAAAAGGGAGAAUACAGUCUCAAGAACUACUUGCAAGUGAAGGCUGUUGUUACUCCAUUNUACAUUACUUUUGAUGCUGCAAUUCCUUUGGGUGGGUACAAGAUGAGUGGACAGGGCAGAGAAAAGGGAGAAUACAGUCUCAAGAACUACUUGCAAGUGAAGGCUGUUGUUACUCCAUUGACAAAUCCAGCAUGGUUGUAGAUCUCUUCUUUUUUAUUUUGACGCUGUUGAAAAUAAUGAUGGUGAUGAUGAUGAUAAGAUCAUGGAAUCUGGUUUCCUCCUUAUGUUGGAAAGGAAGGAUAGAUUAUGUUGAGCUCCAUGGUUGAGUGUAAAGAAUGCUGCUUCAUUUUCUGUACGAGUGUUUUAUUAUGCUCUUUUCAAUGCCGAGGUAAUAAUAAAAAUAUUGGUGUGAAUAUAUAUGUGUCGUUUGUA
Molecule: messenger RNA, 1981 nt
Organism: Ilex paraguariensis (yerba mate)
Lineage: Eukaryota; Viridiplantae; Streptophyta; Magnoliopsida; Aquifoliales; Aquifoliaceae
Source: the annotation of a GenBank genome assembly